AGAACAAGAUAAUAAAAAAUAAUAGACGAAUACUAAAGAGAUAAAAGAAAAAAAAAAGAAAAAAAAUCGAGCGAUAGUUAAGUUCGCGUAUACACUCGUUUCCGACAAUCAGCUGACUUCCGGUACUAAUACAAGACGUUAGAAUGUUAGCAAGGUGUUUCGCCUAGUUAUGGCCGGAAGAAAGUGACGUAAAUCUCCGCCUAACCACGCAGCUGAGACAUAUUUUUUUCCAAAGCUUUGCAAUUUCGAAAUAAACAUCAUUGAGUUUCUAUCGUCAUCGUUACUCGAUGUUUAGCGGGUAAUUUUGUAUCGCGUCACAUGGAUGCUGUGUAAUGCAAUUGCCGCUGGUCUCAUCGUCGAGAGUAAUAUGAAUUCAGAGGAGAACGAUGGAAAUAAUCAGGGUAAAGUGGAGGUCAAAAUGGAUGGAAUUGGUUUAAAGAAUGAUAAUCAAUCCAUGGAUCAAGGCGCUGUGACGUCCAAAGUACAGCUAGAAAAUGGAGCUGCUGUAGAAGAGUUGAAGUUGAAUAACAACAGCAAUGACAUCAAGCUUGUGUUACCAUCUGUCAAGACUUCCGUAUUUUCCAAUGGAACAAAAACCAUACAAGCUCCUAUAUCUGAUUGUGCCAACUCCUUGGAACAGAAUGUUUCUCAAGAUAUGUCAAAUGUGAACAUAUCUUCCACGUUUACGAGCACCGCUAAUAUCAAGCCUCAGGCUGCAAACACCAAUGCUAUCAAUUGUCAAUUGAAGCUUAAGACUGUCACGAAUGCCAGCACAUUGAAUCUGCCUAAGUCUCAAAUGCACUUAAAUUUAUCUUCCACUCACGUGAAUAUGCAUCUCAAUCAUAAUUCAUCGGCUGUUCUUAAUUCUACUACAACUACCAGUGCUAUGUUACAUUCAAGUGUAUCUAUAUUAAAUGCACCAUUAAUGCCUCCUAAUUUAUCAACAAGUAAACCAAAUGAUGACAUAGACAUGAAAAACAAUGUGGAUUAUGCAUCUGCCAUAGAGAAAUGUCCUUCUAAAGUUUCUUGUAGUUCAGAUUCUAGUCCAGAGGCUGACUCUUCUUGGACAUCAAAGUCCUAUGGAUCCAAACGUGUACUGAAUAAUAUAGGUGGUAGUAUAGGUUCAACGAGUCAAGGAACUUGUUGUUUUUUAAGACCUAAUAUCAAUGGCAGCAGAGAAGUUGCUGGACCUAGUGGAAUACAGAGAGCUUCACAGAGAGAACAAGUGGAACGAAUGGAUUCUAGUUCUGGAAACGAAGGGGAUAUGUCUGAUGGAGAAGACUAUUGUAUCUAUACCUAUAAGGGAAACGAUGAUAUAAUCCAUUUAGAUCAACAGGAAGAAUUACACCAGGGUCAUGCAGAAAACCAUGAAGCAGAAGGACAAAAUCAUAGUGGUAGAUCGAGUCCAGAAAUGGAUUUUCUGGAAAUGGAUUUUGAUCCUGGGCCUUCUUGUGAACAGGAUACUGGAGAUAGCGAUUUGGCCUCUAUAAAUGAAGACAUACAGAACAUAGCAUUAGAUAAUAUAGAAUCAGAUCCUGUAUUAAAUGAUCUAAGUAGUGGAAAAGUUGUAUCUAGACAAGGAUUGUUGGCUAUACCACAAACUUCAAAACAAAAUACACAGAAUGUUAAUCAUACAAAUUUCCAGCAAUGUGCAAAUAAUCAAUCAUCAAUAGAACAGAGCACGACGAAGCCAACUUAUUCUGCUCCAUGGAUGCCUAGUACUAGUACUGGAACUGGAACUGGAAGAUGGGAUAGUGCGGCACUUUAUCGUAACACGGGUUGUCCGUUACGCGAAUCUUAUGGUUAUCACAACACGAGUGGUGACCUUAUUUCACCUGGCGAUAAUAGAGAUUCUGAUUCUGAAUUAUGGGUUGAGCCUUCGUCAACGUCUGUCCCGGACAAUUCUACUUUGAACGCCAGAAAAGUUAAUCUUAGUUCAACACUUUACCAUAGAAUGAUGGCUAAAAAACUAAUGCUCAAUAAGCAAGCAGCAUUUAAUCAAAGUGGUGAUUCUAAUCUGGAAAAUGAACUGUGUAAUGAACGUUUGGAUGGAUUACCACCAGUAGAAAAGGUAAUGUUGUGGAGUGAGCAAGAAGCUACAAUGAAACAAGUAACACAAAUUGGUACCUCUGCCUGUGGUGCUACAUCUGCAAUUAAUGCUUUGCUGGCCUUAAAUGUAUCAUUUUCCUUGGAAGUAUUAGUAAAAGGUGUAAAUACGAGAUUGAGAGAACUGGGUAUGCCGCUACCGAGGUACCUUGUCAGUCGAUCAUUAGCAGGGGCAACUCAUAAAGAUAUAGCACGAGGAAUAUCGCUCUCCACAAAUGGCGCAGCUAUAACAAAGUUUUUUGCAUUUUAUCCAGAGAGAAAGGUGUCAUUAUCUCAUUGGUUACAUUAUUGGAUUUCUAGAGGUGCUGCACCAAUUGCAACAUUGAACUUACAACAUUGUGGAGAAGGUUGUGACAUACCAGAUGCAUGGCAUCAUCAAAUGAUAUUUGGCGUAGGACAGGCUGGCAUAUAUUUAACAAAUCCUCUGGAAUGUUUACCUGAACAGCUCGUAUGGCAUCAAUUAGUUAGUCCCAGUAUUCUGUUAAUACGAAAAACAGAUGUUUUAGCACAUUGGAACGCAAAUACAGAUCUAACAUCACUUGCAACAAUGGACCAGAAGUGGCGAAAACUUAAUGUUCUUGGGCAAGUUGUAAAUAUGGUGCGUGAAUCAAUGAGCCGAAGACAACAACCUAAUAAUACGACUACUGGAAUGACUCACAUUCGCAUUCCAGCAUCUUAUCAAGCAGGCAUUACGUUGGUUAUGUGUGCAGAUUCCGCUGCAGCCACCGAAUUAUUACAUGCAGAACAACUACCACUACUCUAGUCCUAUUGAUCAAAAUUAAUAAAACGCGGACUGGCCCAUUUGAUUUAUAAUACAUUUUAUUAGCAGGCUAGUCCACAUAAAAUGCCCUUAUUCAUAGUUCAUUUAUGUACUAUAUAAAAACCAACAGGAUAGAAAUAAUUUACAUUUUUGACACCGAACGCGUUUGUAUACAAAGAGAAUAUUAUUGAUUAAAAUAUAUUUCA
Messenger RNA from Camponotus floridanus (Florida carpenter ant), 3072 nucleotides. RefSeq lists its product as uncharacterized. The transcript has 11 exons. The record is from RefSeq and is a predicted model, not a curated record. Lineage: Eukaryota; Metazoa; Arthropoda; Insecta; Hymenoptera; Formicidae. Bases 323 to 2869 code for a protein of 848 amino acids.